CAUUUUGUAAGGUUAUAAGAUAUACUUGCUGGUCUACCUCCCGUCUACGACAACCUGUAGUUUUCUGUAGUGCCAUGGACGGCCGGUUAGAGACUGAUCUGUAUCCUCUGGGAUCCAGUUACGUCACUGAAAUAGACAGUGUCCAUGAUAUAACAGUCGGCACAAAGAGGGGAUCUGACGAACUCUUUUCCUCCUGCAUACCUAACGGACCUUAUAUAAUGAGCUCUGGAGCAGCAAAUGGUAAUGACAGCAAGAAGUUCAAAGGGGAGAUCAGGAGCCCUGGCAUUCCUUCAAGAGUGAUACAUGUACGCAAACUGCCAAAUGACAUAAACGAAGCAGAAGUCAUUUCUUUGGGGCUUCCCUUUGGAAAAGUCACUAACCUUCUGAUGCUGAAAGGAAAGAACCAGGCCUUCCUGGAGAUGAACACAGAGGAGUCAGCACAGACCAUGGUCAGCUACUACUCCUCUGUCACCCCUGUCAUCCGUAACCAUCCGAUCUACAUGCAGUAUUCCAAUCACAAGGAACUGAAGACUGACAACUCACCCAACCAAGUCAGAGCACAGGCAGCACUGCAGGCUGUGAAUGCGGUCCAGACAGGAAGCCUGUCUUUGAGCGCUGUUGAUGGAGCAGGUAUGGGCAGCCAGAGCCCUGUGCUGAGAGUUAUCGUUGAAAACCUCUUCUACCCAGUUACUCUUGAUGUCCUUCACCAGAUCUUCUCAAAGUUUGGGACAGUUUUGAAGAUCAUAACAUUUACCAAAAACAACCAGUUCCAAGCACUGGUUCAGUACUCAGAUGGAAUGACUGCACAGCAUGCAAAGCUGUCUUUGGAUGGACAGAACAUCUACAAUGCCUGCUGUACCCUUCGCAUCAGUUUUUCUAAACUCACCAGCUUGAAUGUUAAGUACAACAACGAUAAGAGCAGAGACUACACUCGUCCUGACCUACCUACAGGAGACAGUCAGCCCUCCCUCGAUGCACAGACGAUGGCUGCAGCUGCCUUGUCUGCUCCUGGUAUCAUCUCUGCAUCGCCAUAUGGGGCUCAUGGUUUCCCACCAACGUUUACCAUUCAGCAGGCAGCAGGUCUGUCACUGCAGGGCAUGCCUUCCGGGGCUCUCGCAUCGCUUGGUAUCCACGGUGCUGCGGCGGCCGCUGCUGCUGCUGCUGGACGCCUGAGUUUUUCCAGUCUCACUGCAGGAGGAAACAGUGUCCUGCUAGUCAGCAACCUUAACCCUGAGAGCGUUACGCCCCAAUGCCUCUUUAUUCUUUUCGGCGUGUAUGGUGAUGUCAUGAGAGUGAAGAUCCUGUUCAACAAGAAGGAAAAUGCAUUGGUGCAGAUGUCUGAUGGAACCCAAGCCCAGCUAGCCAUGAGUCACUUGAAUGGGCAGAAACUGUAUGGUAAGGCUUUGCGGGCCACUCUUUCCAAACACACCACGGUACAGUUGCCACGUGAAGGCCAUGAGGAUCAGGGGCUCACCAAGGAUUACAGCAACUCUCCUCUUCACCGCUUUAAAAAGCCAGGCUCCAAGAACUACUCCAACAUCUUCCCUCCUUCCUCUACUCUCCAUCUCUCCAACAUCCCUCCUGCUGUCACUGAGGAUGAUCUCAGAGGAUUGUUUCUAAGUUCAGGAGCUGUGGUUAAGGCUUUCAAGUUUUUCCAGAAAGAUCGUAAAAUGGCUCUCAUUCAAUUGGGCUCUGUGGAGGAAGCAAUUGAGUCUCUGAUCAAAUUUCACAAUCACGACCUGGGAGAGAACCAUCACCUCAGAGUGUCCUUUUCCAAGUCCACCAUCUGAUGGAGGCUGUUUUGUUUUAAAGAGGUUGAAAGGACUGUCACUUUAGACCAAACUGUAAGCCUUCCACAAUUUAUAUCACUGUGGACAAAUGUGUUCCACAACACACACUUGAUCAUUCCUUUAAUUAUAUCUAUAUUCACAUGUAUGUCUAUUUUGUAAUUCCACUUUAAACAAGUAGACAAGAGGAACUCUUCAACCCAAUGUGACUUGGGUUUUAAUAGUACGUUUUCUCAGACGGUUUGUUUCAUGACUUUGUUCAUUGUUGGCACACAUCGGUUUUGGAUCAUAGAUGCUGCGUAGUUUACACUUGUGCCUCUGCGGAAAGCCGCACCCCUUCAGGUUGCACAUGCAAAAGCCUUGUUUCGUUUGUCGAACCUGUAAUUAACCUUUUCGAACUUAUUCCCUUUACAAAAAAAGGAAGUGUGCCUUACAUGGUGCUUAAAGUUAAUCUUCAUGGCCUUAGUGAUAUUUUGAUGUUUUUUGGCCUCUUUACAAGAACCAUUAACCUCAAACCUAAAAAAAACCUACCUGCUGUUCCUAGGUGGUCCCCAUUUAAAUUUGACUUGUGAAAACAAGAACGUUUUCCUGCGAAAUUUUUUCUGGUAAAUUACUUUAGUUUAUUAACAGGCUUUGGUUUUGUACCUGACUGUCACAGCUUAUUUUGCAUAUAGUUAUUCUAAAUGUGGACCUUUUCCUUAUGUACCGUAUGUAAGAUAUUCUAUAAUCUAUAGUUUCAUUCCUUUUUUUUAUUGUAGUCACACGCAUACUUCUAUACUGUCGUCUAUUUGGGCUUUAACCCACUGUGUACUCUGCCUAGACUGUUAUAUUGUCAGUUUACUUGGGGGAAACGUUUUAUAAUUUCCCCAUUUUACCCCAUUGCCUUGCUGCUUAUGGGUUUUGUCAGUUAUGAAACCGCUUGGAACCAAACCAGAGUUCACUGAUUUUUACAUAAUUUGAUUACUCUGUGUGCGGUAAAAUAAGUCAGAUUAGUUUUUCUGUUAUCUAGUUCACGUGUUUUAAUGAACAUGUAAAUUUCGACCUUCAAAAACACUUCUUUUUUUGAGGAGGUCUCUUAUUGUCACUUGCCAUUUAUGUUCAAGAAAAUGUAACAUUACAGAGUCUUAAGUUCCUAUGUGACAUUUGUGUGAACCGAGACACCUGUGACAAGACUUGGGUUUGUUUUUGGCACUUCUGUGUUUGUGGGGGGGUGGCAUUAAGGCCACGGUCUUUUCGAAACAUCCAUGUCAUGUUUGUGGCAGAAGUCCUAACGCUCAGACAUUCCCUUUUACCUUUGAGCUUGUACUUGUAACCUUUAUAUUUUAGUGGGGUUUUUCGCCUUUGCAAUUAAUAUUUGCUUGGGUUUUUUUUUUUUUUUUUUUUCUUCCUGAAGAGUAGCAUGAUGGACCAAAGCAUUUUCCAUGCACUGCGAGACAGUUUUUGAUAUUUCCUGUAUCUUACUGUGCAGCAAUAUUCUGUUUCAUUGACUGCUUUGAUUUCAGUGAGCAGAGGCAAAAAGUUUAGAGGCCUUAUCUUUAUAUUAUUGCCUUUGUUUACAAGACCUUAAAAGAAAACAAUACACAAGACAUUGUGGGCUUUUUUGGCCUAAAGCAUGGAUCAAAACAUUAUUUCUGUUGUCGGAACAGAACCAAACAAAAGUCUUAAAGUAGCGAUAGAGCUCCUUUCUAUUGCGUUUAUAAUAGAUACUACUUUCUAUUGCGUAUAUAGUUAUACUUGUUUUUCCCACUACGGAUGUAAUGUUGAGAAACCGAAUGGGUGAGGGCUACUGUGUAUAUAUAUAUUUUUUUGUUUUGUACCAGUAUAUGAAAAUCAGCAUCAUUUCUGUGUCAAACAUGUAUAUUUUGAUAAGGUAAUAGCAGACAUUCAGCUCAUUGUAGAGCCUUCCUUUUUUAUUACACAAUAUUAAAGAGAUUUCAACACGUGUCUGAACAUGUAAUUGCCCCCUUGAAAGCAUAACCUUCUUUUGAUAUAGAUGCUCAUACUUUUCUGUCUUCAAUAAAUCUUUCUUUCUUGCUUUCA
Messenger RNA from Pimephales promelas (fathead minnow), 3827 nucleotides. RefSeq names its product polypyrimidine tract binding protein 1a (gene ptbp1a). Gene Ontology annotation, biological process: mRNA processing. NCBI's taxonomy places the organism in Eukaryota, Metazoa, Chordata, Actinopteri, Cypriniformes, Leuciscidae. The record is from RefSeq and is a predicted model, not a curated record. Gene Ontology annotation, cellular component: nucleus. Gene Ontology annotation, molecular function: RNA binding.